This is a messenger RNA of Brassica rapa (field mustard), 1838 nucleotides long. RefSeq lists its product as uncharacterized. The record is from RefSeq and is a predicted model, not a curated record. NCBI's taxonomy places the organism in Eukaryota, Viridiplantae, Streptophyta, Magnoliopsida, Brassicales, Brassicaceae.
GAAACGCUGUGUUUUCUUCUAGGGUUCACGUGAGUUCAUCUUCACAGCUCCAGGAGAAGAGACGACUUCGUUUGCGCAGCCGAUCCUUCACCUUCCUUCCUUCCGUAACUCAUCUCAUUAACGCACAAUUACACCGCCGCUUAUACGAUUUGGCUUCUUCUAACGCUUCUCCAGUCUCCAUUAUAUAGCUGCUUCCAAGUUUCUCCGGUCGCUAACGCCGUCGUCGCCCGAUCCACAUUCAACUCUCUCCGUCUCGGACGAACUUCUCAGUUUGUUGUUGGUCGUCUAAUACGCUUCUGGGAUUCCCGCAACAUCAAGAAGAAUGGGGAGUUCAUGGGGAUCACGAUACUCCUCCUCGAUGAACUGGACUCGGUUAUUCACGGGUUCAUUCCCGCUAAUCGAGCGAGUCACUACCGUCCUGAUCUGAAGUCUGGUUCUAUAGUAAAAGUGGAUCGUUUUGAAGUUGCAAGGUGCGCUCACACGUACAAGAUCACAUAGCAUCAGUUCGUGAUCCGUUUCACCCCUUCCACGCGUAUCUGCGAGGUCCUCACUGACGCGCCUGUGAUCAACUCUGAAAAAUUCAUGGUGCGGCGCUACGACCACCUUCACGUUCUUUCGAACACGAACCUGGAGCUCCCCGACGUCGUGGGUGAGAUACGCUCUGUCCAAGGGUCCGAUCUCCGGAACGAUGCAGCAACAACCAGAGUGGUGGUCCGCCUCUUAAUCGAACCAGAUGUGACUGUCUACUUAUCUCUGUGGGAUGAGGCUGCAUCGACCUUCCGGGGUCUCUUGAAAGCUGGCGAUAAGACCAAGUCUUUGAUGUUGGUGACCACGGUCAAUCCUAAACUAUUUGGAGGUAACAUGUACUUGAACUCCACACCAGGGACUCGCUUCUUUUUCGACACCAGCCUCCCUGAGAUAGCAACGUUUGUCAGCAUGGUUGGAGGUGAAUCAUCCAAAGUGUUUCCUCUUGUCGACACUCUCCAAGGAAUUAAGAAGAAGGAGCUUGUCUCAAUAGCAGAUCUCAACACUUUCAUCUCCAACUCCAAUGAGCAGACUCAGGAGGCUGAUUUCUUCUGCAAAGCACGGAUUGUUGGUGUCGUCCAUGAGAAUGGGUGGUCCUUUGUGGCAUGCACUGGCUGCAACAGAAAAUUGGAGAGGAUUGGAACUUCACUAAGCUGCAACAGAUGUGUAACUGAUGCCGUUACCGGUGUUGUCAGGUUCCGUGUUGAGCUUGCUGUUGAUGAUGGCAACGAUAGCGCCACAUUUGUCGUCUUUGAUAAGGAGAUGACAAAACUUACCCAGCAAGAUGCUGCUGUCCUCGCCCUCGAUGAGGCUGCAAAUGGCGGAGAGGAGAACCUCCCAAUCUGUCUUGAAGAGCUAACUGAUAAGGAGUUUGUGUUCCAGAUACGUGUGACACCUUUCAACUUCACACCAAACCACCGUACUUUCACUGUUUCCACUAUAACUGAAGAUAUCAUCUCGCUGACCCAUGGCAAGGAGGAAGAUGAGAACAUUCUUGGAGGCAAUGAAGGUGACAGCGGGUUGAAAGCACCACCUUCGGGUCUGUCUGUUUUGAGAGAGAAUGUCGGGGAGGAGUGUGGUACCACAGAUCCCCCAGAGAUUGCAGUCACUCGGAACAACCGCAAGCGCUCCCGUGAGUGUAUAGAAUGAUCCAUUCCUAUGAACCCGUCAACUACUUAGUUUUUGCGCUUUAAAAUAAUUAUUACUAUCUUUGUUUCCAUUUCAGACUUUGCAUAAUUUCCUCUGCCAUCUUUUUCUGUUUGGAUAUUUAAUUUUUCUUUGCUUAUUAAUGAAAUAUUGACGGGUUCUACUUA